This is a messenger RNA of Paramuricea clavata, 4341 nucleotides long. The record is from the annotation of a GenBank genome assembly. NCBI's taxonomy places the organism in Eukaryota, Metazoa, Cnidaria, Anthozoa, Malacalcyonacea, Plexauridae.
AUGAACUCGUCGGUUUCGUUGAUCUUGGUGAUGAUCUUGGUGGCAGCUCUUGACUCACCUACUACCAUUGCAAGUCAUGUUUUGGCAUUCAUGGUCAGGGGUGUAGCAAGUGACCUGAAAUAUAUCCUUGGAUAUUUCAGCACUGAGAAUGUUACAGUUUACCAAUUAAUGCCAUUGUUUUGGAAAGCUGUUUCCAUUCUUGAGUUAGGGUGCAAUUUAUGGGUACGUGCUGCUGUCAGUGAUGGUGCUUCGCCGAAUACGAAGUUCUAUGAGCUACAUGCUGGGCUUGUUGGGGAAGAGUACAAGGUUGAUUUUGUAUAUCGAACAGUCGAUCUCUUUGCUCCAACACGAUUCAUUUACUUCUUCUCUGAUGCUCCCCACUUACUCAAGACAGUAAGGUACUGCCUUUUCAAUUCGGGUACAGGGAAACAUACAAUACUAAUGUGGAAUGGUAACAAUAUGAUAUGGCAUCAUAUAGCUGCGCUUUACUAUGCUUAUCCAGAACAGGACCUGCAUCAGCUAAGCUAACAAUUGACCACAUAAAUCUUACCUCAUUUUCAAAAAUGACGGUUCGUCUGGCUGCGCAAGUGAUGAGCAACACGGUUGUUAGGGACCGGUCAUUAUUUAUGGUGGGGGGUGGCACCGAAGAGAAAAGGGUUGGGUAAACUAAAUUUUGAGUAAGUAAAAGGUUGGGUAAAUGAAAAACAAAACAACUCCAGGGUUGGGUAAUAAAAAAUUAUUGUCAUUUCCAAAGCGUGACUCAAGCCCCGUUUACACUACGCUCAAUUUUUGGUACGGCACGGAUAAAAUUGGUACCCGUACCACUUUUUUGGUUCUUGGACUGCCUAUUUAGCUAAGCCCCGUUUACACUACGCUCAAUUUUUCGUACCGUACCACUUUUUGGUUCUUGGACUACCUAAAUAGGUAGUCCAAGAACCAAAAAAGUGGUACGGGUACCAAUUUUAUCCGUGCCGUACCAAAAAUUGAGCGUAGUGUAAACGGGGCUUCACUGAAGUAUUGGAGACUAAAAAGCAAUGACAACAGUAGGCCCUACUCUGGGGCGAUAACGAGAUAAUGCGAGUUUAAGCAAUUUUAGGUGAUUUAAGCAAAAUCUGCAAUAUAAGCAAUGCGAGUUUGAGCGAUAUAGGGUAAUGUAAAAAAACAAUUAAAAUUUUAGGGAAUGCUGUUUUAGGUGUUUAGAGGCAAUUACAGGAAUAUAUAACUAUAUCCCUGAUGACUCCAAUGGAAUUACCAUUCACCUAUGCCAAGCAUCCAAACAUGAGUGUUCCCACAAACACACACACAUGCAGUGUAUGAAGCAAGAUAUGCAAUUUAACAAAAAAAGUUGAAGUCUGCUUGAGGGAACACCGCGGAAAAACGUCUGCGCAUGCGUCAACCUUACCUGUAAUAGUAUUGCGAACUUGAUGAGAACUGUUCCGAACGUUUCCGAAGGCUCAAAAUGGCGGUAAAAAGGAGUGACCUCAUUGUGCGUCUUUACAGCCAGAUUUCGAGCGCAAGAAUAAACAUGUCAUUCUAAAAACUAGGAAUAAAUACAGCCAGAAGGUUCAAGAAAUUGUAUUGCACAAGAACAUGAACUAAAGGUGAUUGUUGACAAAUUUAUCGUCUGAAACAUUUUGUUUAUCAACUAAGCAACGACAAUUUCCGAAUUUUCGUUUGAGAUACAUUUCUUUAAAAAAAAACUGUCGUCAAAUAUAAAACAUUUUCGUGUUCACAAUAAUUAAACUGUGGCUACCGUGUCUUCCGGGGACAUUCAUUUCCGGGAAAAUUUAUUUCCGGUCAUGUGAUAACAGAACACGAGAUUUUAUUGUUGUUUUAGAGGGGUUUUGGGCGAUUAAUAUGGACGCCAUAAGUUGAUAUUAAAACAUUUAUUAGUGCAUGAAGAACCAAACGGUUCUUAACGUAAACAGUAAGUAAACAAGAUGUAAGUAAAGUAAAGUAACAUAAAUAUUCGAGUUUAAGCGUUGGAUGUGUGUUUGAAAAACAUGAUAUGCGAAAGACAGUGGCGUCCACUUUGACGAAGAGUCAAAGACAGUAACAGUUAAGAACCUUUUGGAAUCUGCGUGUAAUUGUGUUAACGACGAUUGGUCUUCAGGAAGGAGAUAAUUACUGUUUGGAUAUUGUGUCAUCCCGGAUUUGGAAGAAGGUACCUUAUUGUUUACAGACGAAUUGGUCUGAAAUUUGGUUGUAUUUAAUCGAGAAAUACGGGAACCACGGUUUGGAAUUGUGGGCUUAUUGGCUAUUGUAUGUAUUAAAACAUUACAUUGUGGAUAUAUCACAUAUUUAUAAUAUGUACCUGGUUUAAGAAAGUUGAUCUUUGACUUUGUAUUGAAAUACGUUAUUAAUUUGGAAUAUUGAUUAAUAUAACGAAGUAAUUCGUGUUUACUUAUUUGGUCUUCAAGGGAAGAUAUUUGCCAAGUUUGGAUAAUUGUGUUGCGUGUAGAAAUAUUUGUCUUGGGAUAGACAAUCAGUGAUUCAGAAUGUUUUCUUAGUGUAUUCUGAAAGAAAAAAAAAGGUUUAUUUGAAAAUAGUACUGUAUCAUACGAGGAUUACAGUUGCAUAUUGCAUAUUGGAAUUGUUUGAGCCAAAUAUAUAUAUGACAUAUAUUGUAGACACUAAACUUGACAUUUAAAAGGGUUUGGCAUGUAUUGAGAAGUGCUACUGAACUCUGUUAGUAUGAGUCGUCAGAGUCGACAAGAAAAUAUGUCACUAUUGGACGAUAUAAACACUACAGGGUGUAUCAGAAAAAACGGAGUCGUCCUAAAUAUCCUUAUUUCUAUCGUAAAAUAAACUACCAUAGUUUCGUUUUGGGCUCAAUUUAAAGCUUGUUUUUUCAUCUUUCCAAUGAAGGGCUUCUUGAAAAUUUUGAACGAAGGCUAAUCGCAAUAAAAAGAAUUUAGUACAAGCGCUCGCUUUUAGAUGCUUCGAAAUAUUAAUCUUCGAAGUCCCUUGGGGACUUAAUUAAAGGUAGUUUGCUAAAAUUUAGAACGUUGUUGUUUAAAACUUUACAAUCACCAUUCAUAAUGCCAAAGCGAACAAUUCCGGAAAGAACAUUCAUUGUUGAAAAGUAUUUCGAAACAAAAAGCGUUGUUGCAGUGUUAAGACAAUUUCAAAUAGCUUUUCCAGGACGUAAUCUUCAUCGAGCGUUUGGCGUAAUGUCAACAAAUACCGUCGACUGCAUAUGCAUUGAAUGGAAGAACCACCCCAUAAAAUUUAAAUCGAAAUAAAGGAAAUUCGAGAAGACUUGUUUUGGAUAUGAGACAAAGAACGAACUUGUGCAUGUAUAAACUUAGAAAUGGAGGCCACGUUGAGUAAAUGUGUACUUCCAACUUAUUUUUUGGAACGUUUAAAUAAAUUGUGAAUUCAACACAUCUACGUUUUAUAAAUUUCCAAUUGCACUUACUUAAAUUGACACAACUCGCCAGCAAUAACUCCAAAUUUUAUAAAAUAAAGUACAUAAAAUAGCCGAAAGAUCGCCAUUUCGAACGAAUGCAAGUAUAAAUGUCUAACUUUCAUAUUCGCUUUGAAAUUUACACUUUAUGUGAGGACUCCGUUUUUAUUGAUACACCCUGUAUAUUUAAGUCGAGGUUGGAAUAUAUUAACAGUCUUUUGAGAUUACAAGAAGACAUUCAAGGACUUAUUGAUGCAGGGCCUGGGAAUGUUGGCCAGGUUAUGUCGAAGAAAGAUGUUUAUGAUAAAACGUUGUGUGAAUUUGUAACUGUUCAUGAGGAAUAUUUAGAAAUUGUCACAGCUGAGGAUGAAAAAAGAAGAGCCAGUUUGACAUACAAAGAACAGAUGGCAAAAAAGGUACAAUUGGACGGAGUAGUAGCAUCUUGGUGUAAAAAGCCAAGGUUGUAUGGAUCUGGUAAAGGUCGAAGCCAGAUUAGUAGUUUAACAAGUGGAACAAGUUCAGCAUCAGCCUUGUCAAAGAAAAAGGAAAAGAUGGCUCUCGCACAGUUAAAAGUAAAUCAGUUAAUGCAACGACAUGAAAUGAAGAGGAGGAUGGAAGAGUUGAGAUAUCAAGAAGAACUAAUGGAAGCUCAAAUGGAAGAAGAACAAGCAAAGGUUAGCUUUAAUAUUUACAAUGAAUUAGCUAAUAAACAUAUUGGAGAGUAUGACAAUAAUAUGCCAGGUUUUAAUGGUAAUGAAGUACAAGGGGAAUCUGAUUUGAGCCCUCUGACCGAGACCAAUGCUUAUGAAUUGGAAAGUGAAUUUUAUACUCGCUAUCCCCCUGACCUUCCUUCAAUUCAUGAGUUGUCGAGAACAACACAACAUUUGGAGCAACAUGAAGUAUAUAGACCGAUAGUAUUGGAGGCCGAAAGU